UCAAAAAAUCAAAAUUAAAUUCAAAAAAUUCUAUGGAUUUAUUUUAAAACAAACCAAAUUAUAAAUUUAAUAAUAUAAAUUAUGGGAAUCAAAGAACUAUGGACUGUCCUAACUCCAUACUGCGACCGAAAACCUUUCUAUGAACUCCGAGGGAAGACAGUUGCCAUCGAUUUAGCAGGCUGGGUGUGCGAGAGUCUCAAUGUUGUUGACUACUUUGUCCAUCCUCGACAACAUCUCAAAAAUCUCUUCUUUCGGACCUGUUACCUCAUUUGGGAGGAAGUCACUCCUGUUUUUGUUUUAGAAGGAACUGCUCCCAAACUCAAGGCAGAUGUUAUGGCCAAGAGGAAUGAAAUCCAAUUCCGGGGAGUUAAACCGAAGGAAGCACCUCCAACACAACCUGAUGGAGUGGUCCCAGUUGCAAAGCCAGUGAAUAAGGAAAAAAAUCGAUCAAGAUUCAAUCAUGUGUUGAAGCAGUGCGAGAAUUUGCUCCUGGCAAUGGGAAUAACUUGUGUUCAAGCCCCUGGUGAAGCCGAGGCAUAUUGCGCAUUUCUCAAUAAGAAAGGGUUAGUUGAUGGUGUCAUCAGCCAGGAUUCGGAUUGUUUUGCUUAUGGAGCCGUUAAAGUCUAUCGGAACUUCUCUGUUUCAACUCAAGGCACCUCAUCGGCUUCUGGAGGAGCUGUGGAUGUUUAUGACAUGAUCAAGAUUUGCCAAAAUAUGGAUUUUGGUCAGAACAAAAUAAUUGUCAUGGGUUUACUCUGUGGUUGUGAUUACUGUCCAGAUGGCGUGGGUGGAGUUGGUCGUGAUGGAGUGUUGAAACUCUUCCAGAGAUACUCCAACGAUGUGAUCAUUGAUAGAAUCAAAUCUUGGAAGCAAGAUGAUGACAAAUACUCGGCUCUGGAAAUGAAAGUUGACGACAAGAGCUUUUGCUCCAAUUGUGGGCAUCUUGGAAAAACCAUAAACCAUACAAAAAGUGGGUGUGCAACGUGUGGAACACAUCGUGGAUGUGACUCAAGUCGUUGGAGAGACGAACGCCUUGCUCUCAAAUCCGAGCUAGCUCUUCGCAAAAAGGCCAUGUUGAGUCCAGGCUUCCCAUCGCAAGAGAUCAUCGAUGAGUUCCUAAGAGAACCUCCCUCGAUUCCUAAGCUAAAUCUCAGUUGGAAACAGCCAAAUAUUGUAAAGUUCAUAAAACAGAUUGCUAAGCUUCUCCAAUGGCAGGAAGUUUACUGUUUUCAGAAAUUCUUCCCUCUUCUCACGCGAUGGCAGGUUCGCUUUAUCCAAAGUCAGCCUCCCAACUCUGUGGCAUAUGUGGUGCCCGAGGAGAUUGUAAAAAAGCGAACUGUCAAAGGAGUGCCAAGUCUGGAAGUUCGGUGGAAAGAUCAGAAAAGUUUCUUCCACGGACUAAUUCCUGAUAAUCAAUUAGAAAUAUUUGCCACAAAUGAUCCCAAAGGUAUUCAAGAUCUAUGGACAAGUGUGGAACCCUUGAAUCUCAUGGAAGAGGCAUAUCCAGAGAUGGUCAAGGAAUUCUUGGCAUCCAAGGAGAAGCCAAAGAAAGUGAAAAAGACCAGAAAACCUAAGGCCCAAGAUGUCUUGAAAGAUAAAACCGAUUCUUUGAAUAAUUUGAAUGAUCUCUUGGAAGCUACAAAUGAGGUAGCCAAAUCUUUAAAACCUAAAAAAGCUCCAGCGAAGUCAAAGCCGAAAAAAGGCCUUCAAAUGAUUGAUAAGUUUUUGAUUGCCAAGAAACCAGAAACAACCACAAAAUCCUCAUUCAAUCCGAGUGGUUUAUGUUCAACUCCAAAGAACAAGUGUUUGCCAUCGGAUAUCGACAGCGAUGACGAUGAUUUUGACAUGUCAGGGAUCAUAAAUGGAAUCAUAAGGAACACUGAACCACCCAUAGCCAAGCACAAUGGGCAUUUUCUUCGCUAUGAACCUGUCAAGUUGGACAGAAGUGUGGAUGAUCUCGAUCUGAUCGUGGCAGAAUCAAAGAAACGAAAUAUUUCUUGGUCAAUUUUGGACAAGUCAUCCAAGAGAUUCUCCCUGGAUGACAGCAUAGAUGCCCUGAUAGGAGGAAAGGAGAAUGCCCUAACUCAUGUCGAUAGAUUUUUGAAGAAGAACUUUUCUCUAAGCAAAAGAGCGUCCUCGUCGCUGAUAAAACAAGAACAACCCAAUUGCAAUACGAGUUACUUUUUUGGCUCGAACUGUGUUGCCGACGAUGGAGAGGAUCAGUUUGAAAAAUCUAUGGAUGUAAGUUUAUGUAAAAAGUCUUUAGAAAACGAAGCUAUAAUGAUAAGUAGUGAUAGUGAUUAA
This is a messenger RNA of Eupeodes corollae, 2304 nucleotides long. RefSeq names its product flap endonuclease GEN (gene Gen). The record is from RefSeq and is a predicted model, not a curated record. The transcript has 6 exons. The coding region runs from base 82 to 2304 and encodes 740 amino acids. Lineage: Eukaryota; Metazoa; Arthropoda; Insecta; Diptera; Syrphidae. Gene Ontology annotation, molecular function: four-way junction DNA binding; 5'-flap endonuclease activity.